Lasiodiplodia theobromae is the source of this 588-nucleotide messenger RNA. RefSeq lists its product as uncharacterized. The record is from RefSeq and is a predicted model, not a curated record. The transcript has 2 exons. The coding region runs from base 1 to 588 and encodes 195 amino acids. Lineage: Eukaryota; Fungi; Ascomycota; Dothideomycetes; Botryosphaeriales; Botryosphaeriaceae.
AUGGCAUACCGUCGCACAUCCACUAUCUGCGACCCAUGUCUGGAUGUUUGUGGUCCGAACUUCGUGAUGGUGUGCACCCUCAUCUGCUCCUACCUGGCCAUGGCCAUCUGCAUCCCGUGGUUGUGCUUCUGGCUCUUCCUUCGCAGCAUCGUCUGGGUCCUCACCUGUGGACACUAUGGCUUCAACUUCCUGGAAAAGAAGAGGGAGGAGAACGAAGCCAGCAACCUCGCCGUAGCCCAGUCCCUCGCGCAGCUCGGCGAUUUCCUUAACCCGGCCAACCACCCUGGUACCGCCGAGUACAACAACAACAUCGACCUGGAGGCUCAGGAUACCAUCCAACCUGCCGCGAGGAGCAAUACGUACCACGAGUUGCUGGCCGAGAUCCAGACCAAGCCACAGAAAAGCGAGAACGCUAUUCUUCUUGAGGCGCUUCCAUUCCAGGGUCGCGGCAACUACGAUGGCUACCUCACCGAGGAGGAGAAGAAGGCCGCGAAAGCAGAGGCUAAGCGCAUGGAGGAAGAGAAGAAAGCACUUAAGGAGGCACAGAGGACGGAGGGUUUCUGGGUCUGGCAGAACGACAAGGCUUGA